AUGGGAAUCACGUACUCUCAUCAUAAAGAAUCAGUUUAUGGUGGAAAUGUGAUGAAUAAGGAAAUAGACAGAGCGAAGCUGGUGCGAGAGCGUCAGAGCGAAGAGCGCGUGCGCAAACUUGAAGAGCUACGCCAGCAGGCUCUUGCUGCUCAGCGCUUUCGCAAUCAACGUGAUGAGGAGAGGCGUAAGCGAAUCGAAGAACUCAGAAGUCGGGAUAUUGAUAGGCGAUGUCAGGUAGAAGAGCGUAAGCGCCAAAUUUAUGAAGCAGACCAAGAACGACGUGAAGCAAUAAUACGCAAAAACCAAGCACGUGAGGCACGCAUCGAGGCUAAGCGGAAAAACGAGCGUUCACAUAUUGUGUUCGCAUUCGGAAGCUCGACGCCUCGUAUGCUCGAACCUGGAGACACUGGGGGUACUGGUGCUAGUUUCUGGGGUACACGGCGGGCUACGUCGACCAGCAAUGUAAUGAUGUCUUUGUUUACCUCCAGCUCCUCGGGACUUCAACCCCUUACGAGACGUUCUUCUGAGCGUGAACUCGACGCUGGCAGUAAAAAGCGUGCCAUCUCGGCUAGUGGUCUAGACCGCAAACCUGGAGAAGGUAACGAUAGCGAGUUAUACUUCAGUGCUGGUGGUGUUGGUCUUACGACUUCGGCCUCCUCGUCCUUUAGCAGUGGGGACUCGGUAUCGCGUCACGUAAACCGCCGACGUACUGAUCUGAUGCCAACGUUACCCUCGCCCCGAGAUAGCAGCAAAGAAUAUCCAAGCGUCAGCUCGGGCCGUACCUUUAGUGCUAAAUCAUUCAAUCACAGUUCAGGUAGGACACACUCCAUGUCGAGAUUAGACCAGCUGGCUCAGCCUAAUCGGCGGCCCAUAGCCCAGCAGCACUCCCAGUCAUCACAGCAGCACCAACAGCAAGAUAUUGUUGCUUUGAGCAUGAGCCGUAGUAUGUCGCAUCUGGCGGCUGCGCAUGGGAUCCGGGGGGCUCUCGAGACCCUUCUGCGCGCUGAAAACUCGCGUAGUAUGGGUACGCUGCCGGGCUCUGGGCUGGGGCUCCUAACACCUACGCCUCGAACCACAAAGGCCGAGCAACUCAAGCGCAAAGCUCUCAGACAUCAAAUCCACCUUCAACAGUCACAGCAACAACAGCAGCUGAAUAAUUCAGGUUUUCGAAGCGGUGAAGUGACACCAAGUAGCUUCUCCCGGCCCCAAAGUGCAAUGAGCCAACUGAGUGGAAUAAAUAGUAUAUCCAACGUCGUCAGCGGCAUCGGAAGUACCAUUGGUGUGAGUCUACGGCCCCGCUCGAUAGGUGCACCAAGGCGCCGAAGGCCUGCCUCUAUUGCCGGUACAGGUGUCUCCUCUUCCCCUACCACUACGAGCAACAACAUUAGUGGUGACCUCAGAGCGCAGAAAGAAGCAAAACCACCUCUACCAAGGCUCAACACCAGUAGCAGUAGCAGUAGUAGCUUUGCAUCGAAGAAGCAACAAAUUACUACCAUGGCACUACAAACAUCUACAGUUAUAAAAUCGACCACGUCCGACCGAAAAUUUUUGGGGGUAGGCUUGCGAAGCAAUCGACUGUCGCUUCACUCUACCCCAAAACCGUCGCCACUUCCUAGUCCAGGCAUCGAGCAACUGCCAACACCCCAGCUGGAGCUUACUAAAUUUAACACUAUUCACAAGCAGCAGCAAUCAAUACAGACCACCGAGAACGAGUUCAAACACAAGCUUCUAGUAACAGAUGACUGUAAACCACAGGUCGUCCAACAGAGCAAUAUAGGCAGCAUCACCUUGAACAGUAGCAUGGAAGAAACUGAGUUGGCAGCUAACGAGUCGAGAAACCCAGAGAGCACGACUAGUGAAAUCUUUCUAUCUUCUGAUCCAGUUAUUGUGAUGCCAACGAUGUUUACUCCCACUGAGGAUCAUGCCGAAGUCAUAGUUCCGUUAGAACAGCAAUUUGCUAGCCUGGUAGGAAGUGUGGAUAAAAAGGAAGAGUUUGAUUUGGCCAAACUCGAAGCUGACUUCGAAGAGCAGUGUGACAUGACAGCCUCAAUGAUUCAAAAAUUUCGAAUCAUGACGGAAGAGGAAGCCAAAGCCGCUCUUGCAGAACGUAGAAGAUUAGCACGUGAACAGGCUGAGCGAGAAGCUGAAGUUGAAAGGCAACGAUUGGAAAAACUAGCUUCUUUGGAGGCUGAAAGAUUUCGUGCCGAAGAAGAAGAACAGCGCCGGCUUGAGGAGGAAACGCUGCGACUGGUGCAAGAGGCUCGUGAAGCAGAGGAGCAAAGACUGAAGCAGGCGAUUGAAGAGGCAAGGCGCCGUGAGGAGGAGGAUAAGAAGCGUCGUGAAGAAGAAGCACGGCAAAAAGCUGAGAAAGAAGAGGCUGAGCGCAAGGCAAAGAUAGAAGCUGAAAAGUACGUUAGUGGUAGGGUCAAUUGCGACUACUGCUUAUGCACGACACAACACUCAGUACCAACCCUCGGUAUUUGCACCUAUUGGGAUAUCUCCGGUCAAAUUCUCGUUAGCGUUCUCGUCUACACAAUCCGUGUCUGGGGUACUAAGAGUUUGAAUAGUUAUGUAUUGAUGCGCUGGUAUUUGUAUCACCUGGGACUCGAUCUUAGCCCUACUCAGUAUCCCGUCAGGCGAGAGUCUGUCGAUGCCACACCGCGCUGCUUCAGUAUCGGCCUCGUGACGAGGUCAAGUAUAUGUCCUUGUCUUGGUUCGCAAGCGCACUAUAUGCUAUGCAGCCAACUAUAUACCAUGAGCCAGCACAUCACUGUAGAUUGGCCACCACUGCUGUGCUACCUCUCGGUAAACCGAUACACUGGUAGCUGCCGUUCACACACUCAUACAGCGCACAUAAAUUCCAAGGAUGCAGCAGCAAGCCAUACAGGAGAGAGAAAACUACCCAAGAGACUCUCACCACUGACUAUCGGUGACAAGGGGUCUGUAACGUGUUUGUACAUAUUGCCAGUUUACCACUUGACAAUGUGUCCAUGUCUAAGAUAA
Messenger RNA from Copidosoma floridanum, 3003 nucleotides. RefSeq lists its product as uncharacterized. The record is from RefSeq and is a predicted model, not a curated record. Gene Ontology annotation, cellular component: microtubule cytoskeleton. Gene Ontology annotation, biological process: microtubule cytoskeleton organization. NCBI's taxonomy places the organism in Eukaryota, Metazoa, Arthropoda, Insecta, Hymenoptera, Encyrtidae.